CCUGCGGGUGCUGCUGGAAGAUUCCGGGGAGAUGUUCCGAGUGACAGGCUGCCGCAGCGACAUGACGGUGCGGGAGCUCAAAGAGGAGCUGGACCUAAUAGCCGGCAUCCCCUUCAACCUCCAGCGGCUCCAGUACCUGGACCAAGGAAUUUUGAUGGAUGACGCUACGCUGAAGUUCCACGAUGUUGUUCCUGGUGGAAUUAUUUCAUUAUGUAUCUGGCAUUAUGAUGGAUGGGCGGAACUGGUUUUGGCGGCCGUGGAAGGGGAUUCCAGUAAGCUGUCUUGCCUCGGUGUUGCCGAAGAUUCUUUCUACCGAACAACAAAUACGCAGCAUUUUGAUGACAAGCAGUGGAAGAAGUGGAUUUCUCAGAGAGCGUUCAUGGCGCUCUAUGUUGCCUCACACAGGGGUCACUCGGAGGCUGUUCAGUACCUUCUAGAACACGGUGCCAACUGUCAGGGCAGAUCCCCCGUGGGCAGGACGCCCCUGCACGUGGCUGCAGCCAUGAGCCGGCUGGACUGUAUCAGCCUCCUGCUCAAAUAUGGGGCCUCCAUCAACGACAGAGAUGCCAAGGGGGAGACGCCCAUGUCCCUCGCCUGCCGCCUGAACCGCAGCCAGAGCAGGUGGCGGAUGUUCCUCUUCUACUGGAUGGUGAAGCUGGGGACAAAGGACCCGAGGGACCCUGUCGUGAACAAGGCUUUUCAGAGAGUCAAGGCCGGGUUUGGAUCCAAGAAGGAGAACAAAACGUAGCUCUACCUGGGAAUGUUUGCAUGUCAACUCUGACUUGGGGUAACUUUCCUGAGUUCAGAUCCACGGCGGCCAGUGGCUUUGGGUGAGGAGGAAGGCCGGGAAACGUGGCAGUUCCUCUGAAUCAGAUACGAAACCAUCUGUCCUAUUUGCAAAUGACUUGAGCAGGGUAUUGAUGGAAGUGGGUGAGUUUGUGUUCAUUUCCUAAAUCCAUCACAGACCUAACGGGCUCCCAUGCCAGCCUUUAAUUUUGAGCUAUUUGUUCAUUGUAUCCAGUAACGCUGCUUGGGGUGAUGGGAACCAAUGACCUUCUCUCCCGUCUGGACACCGUCUAAUGCAUCGGCAUAACAGGGGUGAUAGCCGUGAUGAGAGUAGCUCUGCUGUUACGGUACAAAACCAGCUCAGGCAAAUGUCACCAGGUCGUGGGCAGUGUGACCUGUGAAUUUCAGUUUGUAAAAUUCAUGGCACUAGAUGCUCCCUAAGCUAGCAAUGUUCCAGAAGUUUUCCUGAACCUUCCUGGAGGGGUCUGCUGCCUGAGUCUGAGGCGGGGCUGGGGGAGAAGCCAGGCUGACCUGGGGAGCAUCUGAGAUCCUUUUGUCCCAUCCCCAAAGGUCCAAGCACCGCCCUCUCGCUAGCUUUUUCCUUUCCUGCUAGAACUCGGGUAGCUCCAGCAUCCCUACUGUGGGGCAGUGUCUCUGCUGAACUCUAGGCUCGACACCCACAAAAGCUGCUCUGUGGGUGAGUGAGCUGGGUGUGGGAGCCGAGAGGGAGGGGUGAGGACUGGGGUGGACUGACACGCACAUCCUUGUCCGAAGGGGGCACCGCGACUCAGCUGCAGCGGAAAGGUGAGCCAAAGGCAGCUAGAUCUUUGCAGAGCUUCCCAGAGCUGGAAACCUGGCUUGUUGAUCUAAGUCCUGAUUUUUAAGCGUUGGCUUGAAUUAUUUUAAGAUCAGCGUACGGAACAAAAGGAGUAGGAGAUUUGAGGCACAUGGAUGGGACUGCCGACCAUCAUCAAACUAACUCAUUUCACUGGGGAAACGGGUAGAAGCAACCUAAGACUCACUGGAACUUUCCCCGGCUCUAAAGCCACAGGGCGGGAAUGGCCAUGAGUGUUGCCGGGUGGGAAGUGUUGUCCACCCUUCCACCCGUGGCCACACAUGUUUCUCUGAAGCCCUAUAUCCUGACACAGCUUCCGGAGUCAGUCUGUGUGGCAACAGUCUCUCGACCGUUGAAGUUCAGUUUUUUAAGGUGCUGGAAAAUGGCACUGUAUCCCAGCCGCCCUUCUUUCUGACUUACAUCCCAAGAACUGGAUUCCGCUUUUACAUUAAUUGGCCGCAUUUCCCGCUGUCAUGGCAAGUAAGAGCCGUGUUGGUGACUGUAUCUGUUUGACACAUAAUAGUCAGGAAAAAAAAAAUACAGCUCAGCAUCAACAGUGUCAAAACUGAGAUCUUGUUUGCGGCAGACGUUCUCCAAAGUCAAUAGGCAGAUAUUAAAUAACCUCAUCCAGCGGGGUCAGUUCAUUUAGCUAAUGAGGUGUGUUGGCAGGGGGACCUGGGCACCCUUUUAACUUAACAAGUGGUGUGACUCAGAGUCAUGUGUUUUCCGGGAGCUUUGCUCUGCUGUCUUUAUUGUUAGCAGAGCCAGCUGCCUGACAUUUGUCCCCAGAACUUUGGAGGGAAGCCCUCUGUCUUUGUCACCCCCAAUUCAACUAAACACUUGGCUGGCAAUUGGGUGAGUUCCAUACUCUCCAUGGUGACAUUUUGCUCGGUCUGUGGCAGGGUCAUUAAAACAGUCCUGUAGGUCCUGGGGGCUCUUCCUUUUAGACAAUCUUAACAUUCUAGCUAUUAUAUUCAAACAAGCCUGUAUCACCUAUUCAAUAAAAUAUGUCC
This is a messenger RNA of Eubalaena glacialis (North Atlantic right whale), 2634 nucleotides long. RefSeq names its product ankyrin repeat domain 60 (gene ANKRD60). Gene Ontology annotation, biological process: protein dephosphorylation. The coding region runs from base 32 to 748 and encodes 238 amino acids. The record is from RefSeq and is a predicted model, not a curated record. The transcript is spliced from 4 exons. Lineage: Eukaryota; Metazoa; Chordata; Mammalia; Artiodactyla; Balaenidae. Gene Ontology annotation, molecular function: protein phosphatase regulator activity; protein binding.